AGAAACACCGAGCACACUGACUGCAAACACGGAAAUACAGAGAGAUAAGGAGCGCAUCCGCGUAGUUAGGCUGUAUCCCGAUUUUAACUGCAUGCACUUUAAGCAUCUGUGCAUAAAAACAGACUUUGCACGUGCAUCACAUAACCAGGUAGUGUAGUAGACUUUUAUUCUCUCCUUCUAUGGAUGUACUGCAGCUUCUGUCAUGGGCCUGCAUCGUGUUCACAGUCGGGAUGUUCUCCACUGGACUGACCGACCUGAAGAAGAUGAGAGAAUCCAAAAGUGCAGACAACAUCCAGUUUCUCCCUUUCCUCACCACAUGUCUUAAUAACCUGGGCUGGUUGUAUUAUGGGCUUCUGAAGAAAGACCAGACGAUUGUCCUAGUCAACGUUAUCGGAGCUAUCCUCCAGGUCCUCUACAUCAUGGUGUACCUGCACUACACAAAACAAAAGAGGGUGGUGAUGUGCCAGACCCUAGCGGCAGGGACGAUUCUGGCCUGCGGCGGGUUCUACUUCACCACGUUCCUUCCUGAGGGAGACUCUCGGCUCAGCCAGCUCGGUCUCACCUGCAGCGUGAUCACCGUCAGCAUGUACAUGUCCCCGCUCACCGACCUGGUAGCGAUAGUGCGUAGUGGCGACGUGAAGUGCUUGUCCUUCCCUCUGACUGUAGCCACCUUCUUCACUUCAACCUCCUGGGUGCUGUACGGCCUCCAGCUAAACGACUACUUUAUCGUGGUUCCAAACUCGCCGGGGAUCUUCACCAGCCUCGUCAGAUUUUAUCUGUUUCGGAGAUUUGCGUCUGUCAAUCAAAGCUCACCUGCCUAUAAGUCUAUGCAGAUAUGAGGUUAUGAAAAAGGGAAAGAGAUGACAGAUCUGUUAACUCCAUGGAGCACUGCAGCAAAGCUCUCCCAUCGCUCGUCUUGUGUUUUUUAAUCAUACAGAGAGACGGCGGAGAGAAACAAACUGUUGUCGGUCGACAGCACUGAUGACGUGGAGAUAAUGUUUCGUAUCUUGUCAUUUCUGGGAUGUCUAUCCGUUACUGAGUUAAGUGAAGAAGAAAAGUAUGAUGUCUUUGAUUCAACAGUUUUUGCAGCUAUUUGUUAAACCUGUGUCUCCUCUCCAAUGUGUCCUUCAAGUGCCUUCUGUUAGAUCCUGAUUGCCAUUAAAGAUUAAUGGCAUUUUACUGAUCUACCAACAUGUCGGGAGACUUGCAAUCUGUUCACAAUCCGGUGAAUUGGAUUCCUCAAUUCGUACUAGCCAAAGAUUUUGUGGAGUUGUAACUUGCUGGCUGCUAUUUUAAUAUAUAGAGCUCUCUUCCCUGGUACUCAUGUAUGGAAUAUUGUAGCAUAUAGUUUCAUAUCUGGUGAGGCAAUGAUGAUUUCAUAUCCCUUUAGAGUUGCUGCUCAUGCUUCUGUAUCACAGCGAAGACACAAUAUUGAGUCGUAACAGUGCCAGUAAGUUAUAUUUGUUUUUCUAUAUAUUUUAGGUCUGGGUGUUUUUGAUACAGAAUAUGUAUGUUGACAUAUGUCCAAUAUCAGAUAUUGUCUACUUAUAUUGUUAAUGCUAUUUUUUAUAAACAAUUGUAUAUGAGAUUAAAUGAAUAAGAAAAUAAAUUAACACUAUAGGGUUUGUUUACAAGAAUGAAUGCUGUUUAUUUCCCUGGUGGCUGGUUGUCCCUCUUGUCCCCUCAUUAUUAUCUGUAAUAAGGACAUAUGUUAUGCAAAUGAAACAGCCGAGUGUUAGUGCCGAUUCACUCACUUCUAAAGGAUGUAAAUACAUUUUUACCACAACCAUCAA
Sebastes umbrosus (honeycomb rockfish) is the source of this 1793-nucleotide messenger RNA. It is a transcript of the gene slc50a1, whose product is annotated as solute carrier family 50 member 1. Bases 180 to 839 code for a protein of 219 amino acids. The record is from RefSeq and is a predicted model, not a curated record. The transcript has 6 exons. Gene Ontology annotation, biological process: carbohydrate transport. Gene Ontology annotation, molecular function: sugar transmembrane transporter activity. NCBI's taxonomy places the organism in Eukaryota, Metazoa, Chordata, Actinopteri, Perciformes, Sebastidae. Gene Ontology annotation, cellular component: membrane.